Molecule: messenger RNA, 1357 nt
Organism: Loxodonta africana (African savanna elephant)
Lineage: Eukaryota; Metazoa; Chordata; Mammalia; Proboscidea; Elephantidae
Product: histone H2A type 1-D
Exons: 1
Coding region: 57-449 (130 amino acids)
Biological process (GO): heterochromatin formation
Cellular component (GO): chromatin; nucleosome
Molecular function (GO): protein heterodimerization activity; structural constituent of chromatin; DNA binding
Source: RefSeq, a predicted model, not a curated record
ACGUAAUUUAUUUUUUCAGGCCUUGUCGGGUUGGCUGUUUAUAUUGACCGGCAGUUAUGUCAGGCCGUGGGAAGCAAGGAGGCAAAGCUCGCGCGAAGGCUAAGACCCGGUCUUCCAGAGCCGGCUUGCAGUUCCCUGUGGGGCGUGUGCACCGUCUGCUCCGCAAGGGCAAUUACUCCGAGCGUGUUGGUGCUGGUGCUCCCGUGUACCUGGCAGCGGUGCUGGAGUACUUGACCGCCGAGAUUCUGGAGCUGGCGGGCAACGCUGCCCGCGACAACAAGAAGACUCGAAUUAUCCCGCGCCAUCUGCAGCUGGCCAUCCGCAACGACGAGGAGCUCAACAAACUGCUGGGCAAAGUCACCAUCGCGCAGGGCGGUGUCCUGCCCAACAUCCAGGCCGUGCUGCUGCCCAAGAAGACUGAGAGCCACCACAAAGCCAAGGGCAAGUAAAGCAUUCUAUACGUGUAUUUCCACACUGACGAGCAAGGAGGUAAUAAAAGGCUCUUUUCAGAGCCACCUACAGUUUCUGUUAAAAGAGCAGUCGCGCUGCGGACAUUAGUUCUUUUCUCAAAAAGGCUUUGCCACAGAUAAAACUAUUAACUUUCGGGAGCACAUUGCUAGGUCUUUUUUUCCCCAGUGGAAGUACUUGCUAGAACAUUGGGUGUGAGGUAGAAAAGCCAUAAACAAAGUUCAGCGUAAGAAGCUUCAGCCUUAAUGGGGGUGAGGGGCAGGCAAUUAGAUUUGUAGCCAAGCGGAAGGAGUAAACACAAAUCUGUAUUCCAGAAGUGCCUUACGGAAAGUUUUCCAGUAAAAAAGAAAUUUGCCAUCUCGGGAAAGGACAAGUAACAGCGAAAGCCUUUUGAUUUUUAACCGUUGCCCUCCAUUUCCUGAUAAAGAUUAAGGAACACGUUAUGCCCUACCUUAUGUUCAACAGUUUAUAAUACAUAAGGUAAAUUACACACCUUAACAUUUAGAUCAUAAAUUCUCUGUGUCUUCCGAAAUGGAGUUUUUUCCCUCACUGCACGUGAAGGUAGCAUACCCAAGAGAGUAAUUAUAUAUAUAGAUAGCUAUGCGUGUGAAUGGCCGGCGAAGUUUUUUUUUUUUUUUUUUAAAUAGGCCAUACGCAAAUCCCCCCAAUUUCAUACAAGAUAUCUUCGAGAGAUUGCUUUUUUAAAAAACAGUAUUCACUGGAGGAUUUCGUAGUCUUCGGAUUUCUACACUACUUCCCAAUUUUAAAGCUUUUGAAACGUGCAGUGCAAGAUUAUUUGUCCACAGUCGAGAGACAAGAGAAUGGUUAAGUAAGACGACAUCAGAAUAGACGGUGACGCGAGGGCGUGAUUCCUUCACCAACCGGAAAG